Exaiptasia diaphana is the source of this 862-nucleotide messenger RNA. Its product is annotated as protein FRG1. The transcript has 3 exons. Gene Ontology annotation, molecular function: actin filament binding. The record is from RefSeq and is a predicted model, not a curated record. Lineage: Eukaryota; Metazoa; Cnidaria; Anthozoa; Actiniaria; Aiptasiidae. Gene Ontology annotation, cellular component: striated muscle dense body; nucleolus; catalytic step 2 spliceosome. Bases 7 to 783 code for a protein of 258 amino acids.
UUCAAGAUGGCGGACUACAAACAAGURAAAAGUGGAAAACUUAAACUAAAAGGUUUAGAAGAUCCGUCCAAGAAGAAGAAGCACAAAAAGAACAAGCGUAAAAGAGAAGAMGAAAGUCCCGUUGACGCCGAUUCUCUUCGYCAUGGGGGCUGGAGAAAACUUGAUAAUGCUACUGAAGUCACGGGAAAUAUUGCUUUGCAAACAUAUCGAAACUCGUACAUAGAAGCAACUGACACAGGUGCGUUUGUCGUGGGAGAGCUAAGAGAUGAUGGGAUAAAUUGUCCGGCACCAGUUGAAACUUUUACCGCGAUUCCUCUGUCCAAUAAAAUAGGCAUCAARUCUGGCUAUGGCAAAUUUAUGUCAGUCAAUAUGAUGGGYGAUGUGAGCGGUAGAUCUGAUGCAAUCGGCCCUCAGGAACAAUUUGAAUUGGUUUUUGAGGAAGAGAGAGUUGCCCUUCAAGCUUAUAAUGGAUGCUUCCUUGGGGUAACAGAAAAUGGACAGCUAUCAGCYACUAGAAAGAAAGCUGGCGAAAAAGAAAUAUUUUAUUUACGCACWGAUAAACCUAAAAGCAAACCCAAAUCUGAUCAUCCCAACGAUGAAGAUGAUGAUGUGGGCAAUUGUGAACUAAGUUAUGUCAAGAAGUUUCAAAGUUUUCAAGAUAGAAAGAUCAAAAUGAGCAAAGAAGACAAGAGCCACCUUGCAAAAGCUARACUAGAYGGACGAUUGCACGAAGAGAUGCUGAAUAGACGUGAAAAGAUGAAAGCUGACAAGUUCUGUAAAUAGUUUCWGUUUUAUAUAUCCUUAUAAUCUAAUGAUUCCUAACUGACCAUAUUCUAAUAAAGUACUUUAUUGAAUAUUGAUA